Messenger RNA from Photinus pyralis (common eastern firefly), 1707 nucleotides. RefSeq names its product F-box/WD repeat-containing protein 7-like. The coding region runs from base 95 to 1663 and encodes 522 amino acids. Gene Ontology annotation, cellular component: cytoplasm; nucleus. Lineage: Eukaryota; Metazoa; Arthropoda; Insecta; Coleoptera; Lampyridae. Gene Ontology annotation, biological process: proteasome-mediated ubiquitin-dependent protein catabolic process; ubiquitin recycling. The transcript is spliced from 9 exons. Gene Ontology annotation, molecular function: ubiquitin binding. The record is from RefSeq and is a predicted model, not a curated record.
CGCAUUAUCAGUUGUCAAAAGUAUCAAAGAAAACAGUGAAUUGUUGAAGGAUGGCCGUGUACAUAAUUUUUUAAAAAGAGCGCAGCGAACUAGAAUGGCAGAAUCAUGUCCCCUAGAUAACGAUAGCUAUAAUAGAGAAUCGGACAUUUCGAAACAAGACUGCACCAGUCCAAGUCCCACGGAAACGAUUUGUUUGGAGUCGCUCUGUAGUGAUAACAUACCGGGUACGUCUCAGCUUUUAAUUAAAGAGGACGUCGCGGACAGAGAGGAGAAGGCCACAUUCCUUAACGAGUUAGGUUUAGGCGAAUGCGACGAGAACAGUAACGAUAAUGUCGACUGUUGGGAGGACUGCCUCGACGCCGACUACAUGGAGGAACAUCCGUUCGAGUCCGAGUUAGCGGACGAGGACGAUCCGGUUAAUAGAGAGGAUACGUUUGAGGCUUUCUCGAUUACGCAUAAUAAUAUUCGGGUGGACUCGCUCAAAACGUACUCUAAUAAGUCUUGGAAAAAACGAAAACUGGAUGUACAUAAUGGAUUUCCCUGUAAGAAAAUCUUACCGGAGAACCAAACGUCGAGUUCCUUGUUUUACAAUCGAAAGGCACACACUUCCAAUUCGUCUUCGGACGAUUCCACGAAUUUUUGUAUCGAUAAACUAAAAACACGUGCGCUUAUACCGACGAAGGAUAAUCCGCCGCCGGAAAUGGCCGAUUGGCUGACGCAGUUUCAGAGGUGGUCGAACGCCGAACGUAUACUGGCAAUCGACGGACUGAUCUUACGUUGCGAUCCGAGUCAGGUACGUCACAUGAUGCAGGUGAUCGAACCGCAGUUUCAAAGGGAUUUCAUAUCGCUGUUUCCGCGCGAACUCGCUUUAUCCGUCUUACGCCUUCUAGAACCUUGUGAUCUAUUACGUGCCGCUCAAACUUGUCGCAGUUGGAGAUUCCUCGCCGAUGACAAUCUUUUGUGGAAGGAGAAGUGCAAGCAGGUGGGCAUCGAGGAGAUUCCGAAACGUAAGGGCUCGCCUCGGUCUCCCAGUAAUUCGUCGUCGCCGUGGAAGGCGGCGUUCAUGCUACACCACGCCAUCGAAAUGAACUGGCGCAGCAAACCGAUACGGCCACCGAAAAUGUUAAAAGGUCACGACGAUCACGUAAUUACAUGCCUUCAAUUUUGUGGUAAUCGAAUCGUCAGCGGCUCCGAUGAUAAUACGCUUAAGGUCUGGUCGGCCACCACGGGAAAGUGCCUACGUACGUUAGUGGGGCACACGGGCGGAGUUUGGUCGUCGCAAAUGGCCGGCACCGUUAUAAUUAGCGGAAGCACCGACCGUACCCUCAAAGUUUGGGAUUCGGAGACCGGCGUUUGCAUUCACACUUUGUACGGGCACACUUCGACAGUGCGCUGUAUGCAUUUGCACAAGAACAAAGUCGUGAGCGGAUCGAGGGAUGCCACCCUACGAGUAUGGGAUAUCGAGACCGGCGAAUUUUUGCAUGUGUUAGUCGGUCAUUUGGCUGCCGUUCGGUGCGUGCAGUACGAUGGCAAGCUGGUCGUGUCCGGCGCUUACGAUUAUAUGGUGAAAGUGUGGAAUCCGGAAAGGGAGGAGUGUCUUCAUACACUACAAGGUCACACCAAUCGGGUGUACUCAUUACAGGUAGUAGUACUAGUCAUAUAGGGUCGGUUCUGGACUAGUUCAAGGUAAUUCGCCACCUGACCUUG